UAUCUUCUUUGCCCUUGGCAGAGAGAGAGAGAGAGGGGUCAAAGGAGGGCUUUUCAAAAUACCAGCGAGCACUGCAAGUCUACCUUCGCGAGCUGCACAGCUGCAGUGCCCGGGCUCGUGAUUUUCCGAAUCGCGAGCUGGGACGAGAUCGUAAGCUCAUGAGACUCGCGCUGAGGAACGUCGUGCGCGAUUCCAAGAGAAUUUCUCUGCUCCGGAUCGCUGCCGUCGCCGUCGCCGGUUCUGGGGUUGCAUUCGCGAACGCCAAUGCCGAUACCAAGCCGGAGUUAUCGAUUGGGAUUUCUGCACCUUUGCGUAAACAACUGGAGCGACCAUGGCACAUUGGCCAGAUAACAGACUCUCGACCAGCUUUUCUAUCCUGGGAUCAAUUUCAAUCUGGUAUUCUUCCGACAUUCUCAUUUAGAGCCAUUCCUGCCUCACCUGAUGACGUAAAGAAAGAAUUGCCUGCUGAUGCCAGCGAAAGUCCGAAACCGUGUCCUCAUUGUUUGGGGAGGGACACCAUUGCAAAUGCAGCUGCUAGGGUUGGUCCUGCAGUUGUAAAUUUAUCUGUUCCGCAGGGUUUCCAUGGCAUUACCACUGGAAAGAGUAUAGGAUCUGGAACUAUUAUCAACAAGGACGGCAUGAUUUUAACAUGUGCUCAUGUUGUGGUUGAUUUCCAAGGUCUUCACUCUUCAUCUAAAGGCAAGGUUGCGGUAACUUUGCAAGAUGGUCGAACAUUUGAGGGUACUGUUGUCAAUGCGGAUAUGCAUUCUGACAUUGCCAUCGUAAAAAUCAACUCGAAGGCUCCUCUUCCAACAGCAGAACUUGGCUCUUCAGGCAAACUUCGACCUGGAGACUGGGUGGUAGCAAUGGGCUGUCCUCUUUCCCUUCAAAAUACUGUUACUGCUGGCAUUGUCAGUUGCGUGGACCGCAAAAGCAGUGAUCUGGGUCUUGGAGGAAUGCGAAGAGAGUAUUUACAGACUGAUUGCGCAAUCAAUGCUGGAAAUUCUGGAGGUCCUCUUGUUAAUAUUGAUGGAGAAGUUGUUGGCGUUAAUAUAAUGAAAGUAUUAGGUGCGGAUGGAUUGAGCUUUGCUGUACCAAUCGAUUCGGUUUCAAAAAUAAUAGAACACUUCAAGAAAAGUGGGAGAGUUAUUCGACCUUGGUUGGGAUUGAAAAUGGUCGAUCUCAAUGAGAUGAUCAUCGCUCAGCUCAAGGAAAGAGAUCCUGCAUUCCCCGAUGUCAAGAGAGGUGUUCUUGUACCGACGGUAACUCCAGGAUCCCCAGCCGAUCGUGCUGGCUUCCAACCAGGUGACGUAGUCAUCGAGUUUGAUGGGAAGCCUGUUGGCAGAAUCACUGAGAUAAUUGAAAUCAUGGGAGACAAAAUUGGGAUCCCAAUUAAGGUUGUUGUAAGAAGAGCAAAGGACAGUCGUGUCACUUUGACUGUAGUUCCGGAGGAGACCAACUUAGAUUUCUGAAAGAAAGGAGAAACUUCAAUUGAUAUGGCAUUGAACAAUGUAUGGUUUACUUGAUUCUUCUCUAUAUUGAAGUUAUACAAGGGACCGGAUGGUCUCACACAUCAAGAGAAAAAGAAACAGUAUGACCGCCAGAUAGAAGUAAAUCUUGGAAGAGUCCUGCAUAAAUUCAACAUUCUUUUAUCUUUAAAGAACCAACCAACAUUCCUUUUUUGGUCAAUCCGGUAAUUUCUUGAACAGAAAUCAGUGAAGCUACUCGUCGAUGGCAGCUAGCAAAGGGCAGGUUGCUGUGGUUCAAUAUGCAUUUCAGAUGUUGCUGGGCCAAAGAAAGUUAGAUCUUGUGGUUACUGAGCAACUUCAACUGAGAUUCCAGGGUAGAGCGGGCUAAAGUUUCUAUUGGUCUGAAGAAAUCGGGCUGCUCCUUGUAAACUUAUUGGUGGGUCUUGGAGCCCUAAUUUUGAGUGUGUUCCCACUCUGAAGUUUGACAUUUUGAACUCCUAUGGAGUUUCUUGGUCCUAUAAGGCAAGCUUCGGGAUGAUAAUUCGGGCAAUGCCAAACUCUUGGUCUUAUUCUGGACAGGAUUCAGGGAGCUAAAAGACAGUAUUAUAUAUGCAUCUUUAAUGACGCUUUUGCUAUGACAAA
Molecule: messenger RNA, 2111 nt
Organism: Eucalyptus grandis
Lineage: Eukaryota; Viridiplantae; Streptophyta; Magnoliopsida; Myrtales; Myrtaceae
Product: putative protease Do-like 14
Exons: 11
Coding region: 159-1472 (437 amino acids)
Biological process (GO): proteolysis
Molecular function (GO): protein binding; serine-type endopeptidase activity
Source: RefSeq, a predicted model, not a curated record